AUGUACAAAUAUUAUGAACUCGAAAACGUUGGCGAUGAUCUCACAAAGGAAUUAAAGCCACACCAAAAUGUUACCGGUGACACCGUCAACAUAGAAUUUACAUCUUUGGGUCCUGAUUGUGUAUCCAGUAAAGAUGAAGGUAGACAAGAUUCCUCGUCGACUGGUGCAGCAACGAUAGCAAAACAACCGGCUGCAUCUUGUUCACAAGCACCAGUGUCUUCAGCUCCUCCUGCUCCUCCUCCACCGCCACCUCCUCCGCCAGCCCCUCCACCACCUCCACUUGGGUUGCUAAAGGUGCAAACAAAUGGUGUUGCACCAUCUCCAACUCCUCCACCGCCACCACCACCGCCGCCACCUCCUGGAAUUCUGGCGCGACCUACAACAUCAGCGACGUCAAUGGUCUCCCCUUCUUGCACGGCUAGGAGUGACGAAAUCUAUCCGAAAAAGAAGAAGACAUACACGCUGCUCUGGCAGGCCGUUAGCCAGCAUUCUAUUACGAAUGUGCAUACAGUGUGGAACGAGUAUGCGCGACCGGAGUUUGGCCCCGAAGAACGAGACUAUGUUCAAUUGCUAUUCGAAAGAGCUGAACCUUCUGCUUCGGCGUUGUCUCGUUUUGCGAAAGAAAGGAGGAGUGUACGUGAAAAACCGGCAGCAGAAUCCAUAUUUCAGUUAUCACAGCAAAAAGCCCUCAACCUGGAGAUCAUUCUUGCCAAACUUCGCCCUUUGACCGUAAUGGAUCUCAUUGAUCGCUUAGAGUCGAAUAAUAUGGAUGGAAUUUCGAUUGACCUACUCUCGUCACUGCUGAAAUAUUUUCCUACAGAUGAAGAGAUGCUCAUGUUUAAAAAAGCUGGUCGUGAAGAAGUGAAACGCAAUUGCGACAUCCUGUGUUGGGAGGCGGCGCGCAGAUCGACACUUAAAAUCCGAACUGAACUGGCAGUCGCUCGUGAACAAAUUCUUCAGGAUGUGAGUGUCACCAAAUUCUUUUCUGCGAUGGAUGACCAUGUUCAGAAGGUCGAGGAUUUCACUAGGACACCCAGUCAGCGCAGUACUAUCACAUUUAGCGUAGUGACUGAAUAUCUCUUUAACUUGAGUUCAUCACGAUCUCCUUCCUUGAUCGGGGCGAAUUGA
Molecule: messenger RNA, 1128 nt
Organism: Cooperia oncophora
Lineage: Eukaryota; Metazoa; Nematoda; Chromadorea; Rhabditida; Trichostrongylidae
Source: the annotation of a GenBank genome assembly